UAAGAUUUUUGUGUUGCCAAUGUUAAACUAUGAUAAUAAGUGCGUGGUAUUGCAGGUUAGCAUGAUGUUGUUUCCAGGCGAGGCUGCGAAAUGUCUGAGCUCAUGGACAGGUCUCCAAGGAUUCAUAUUCCAGCAAAAGCAGCUUUUCUCUUUUUAGGCUUUUCAUCAUUCUCAGUAAUUAUAUAGUUAUUUUUUUAUUAAAUUUUAUUUAUUUUCAUUUGGAUUUGUAAGUGGCCAUUAUUUAUUUUUGGGUUUUCUAUGGUACUUAUUUUUAUUUAAUUUAAUUUGUUAAAGCGGGUUAGGAGCAUGCUAGGGAUUUUCUGAUUAUUUCAUCUGGUUGCAUCUGUUUUUAUUAUGCUGACUCAUCGCCUUUUGUUCUGCAAUU
Messenger RNA from Rubroshorea leprosula, 385 nucleotides. The record is from the annotation of a GenBank genome assembly. NCBI's taxonomy places the organism in Eukaryota, Viridiplantae, Streptophyta, Magnoliopsida, Malvales, Dipterocarpaceae.